Plenodomus lingam JN3 is the source of this 1011-nucleotide messenger RNA. Lineage: Eukaryota; Fungi; Ascomycota; Dothideomycetes; Pleosporales; Leptosphaeriaceae. The record is from RefSeq and is a predicted model, not a curated record.
AUGUGUGACCGCCAAAUUCAGUACGCAGAUACGCUCGUUUCGCCGCAGAGUCAGGGGACGAUUCUGAUGAUGCUGGCGUGGUUCUUUGCAUGCCUACUCGCUCUUUGCACAGUAACCCGAAUUAUUGCGAGAUACAAAUUGAGACGCCAUCCACAAUUUCCAGUAUCCGACGAUGCUAUCGUUGUCACAGCCGCGCUAUGUGCGCUGGGAAGCACGCUCGUCAUAUCGACUGCCGUCGACUCUGGCCUUGGAAAACUGCAGUGCCUUUUAGACUCGACUGACAUCGACCGCAUUCAGGUGAAGAUCUUUGUUGCGACGAUACUAUCUGUACUAGCGCUUAGCAUCCCGAAAUGCUCAGUACUGAUCUUCUUCUAUCGGGUGGCCCACAGCACACUGCAGAGGAUAGGAGUCGUCACCCUAGGCUGCCUGGUACUACUCUGGACCAUUGCUGUCAUCUCAGGCACUGUAUUCCAGUGUGCAAUGCCACAGCCUUGGACGAUCUGGACGGGCAAGUGCAUUCCCCUAGCCACAUUCCACAUCACCACCACAAUCGCAAGCACCAUCCUCGACACCACAUUGCUUCUGAUUUCACUGCAACUCACAUGGACCCAAACCACAAGCUACCACUAUAAAACCCUCGCAUCAUUCCUCCUUUCCCUCCGCCUCCUCACGACAACCACAACCCCCACCCCCACAAUCACAAAAGAACCCCUCCCCUCCAUUCAAGCCUCCAUGUCCCAUCCCAACUUGCCCUCACGCUCGCGCUGGAGCGGCGACGAGGACGAGUUGUUACCGGAGGUGCGGCUGCCGGUGGCGAAGCCGAGGGGGAAUAAGCCCAGGAGGCCGCCGCGUCCGAUGACUCCCAUAUACGAAGUCCGCAAGAGGACUCUAGUGAUUUCGCAAAGAAGCCGCAGCAGAUGCAUUCCUCCACCAAGUUCCACUGCCUGCACUCAGGCAUUCCAUCUCCAUGCCGCCCUCUCCCAUCCUUCUGUUCCACGCGUUGUAAAAUAG